Messenger RNA from Heteronotia binoei (common prickly gecko), 3488 nucleotides. It is a transcript of the gene BEGAIN, whose product is annotated as brain enriched guanylate kinase associated. The transcript is spliced from 7 exons. The record is from RefSeq and is a predicted model, not a curated record. Gene Ontology annotation, cellular component: synapse. Lineage: Eukaryota; Metazoa; Chordata; Lepidosauria; Squamata; Gekkonidae. The coding region runs from base 17 to 2680 and encodes 887 amino acids.
AGCAGGGCCUACAGGGAUGGCUGGAGAACAACCAUGCCGCAGCGGUGGCUAUCUCUUUGGCUCUGAAGGAAGGAGCACCCAGGAGAGGAGGUAUUUGGGCAUCCUAGCCAUGGACAGCUAUUCUAAACCCUGCACAUCCAGCGAGGACAGUUACGAGCUGCAAAGCAGCCCCGGGUCAGAUGUUAAAAGCUUUGUUCAAAGCAUGAAGAAGGACGAAGGCUACCAAUCCCACCGACUGAAGCACAGUCAGAAAAGGGGGGAGAAAGUCCAUCGUUUAGAGCUCUCUUCGCUCUACCCUGAAAGAGCAGCGAACGCUGGCUGGACUCUACAACAGCAAAAGGCAGUGCAGAACAGAAGCAGUUCAUCCACCUCUGACCUCAGUGUGGUCAGUCAAGGGUCCUCGAGCUCCUUGUCAGUCGUGGAAGAGAAAAUUGAAGCCAAACUCAAGUUCUCUCAGUUCCUUAAUGAAGUGACCUUCCGAGUGCUUGACCCCAUGAGCCUGCAGGCCUUCCGAGCAGCCAAGUUGAAGAGCAGCCUGGGCUCCAGUGGGAGAAGCCUGGACGAUUUGCGUCUGAAGAAGAAGGCCCAUGAGGACUGGAAAACGAGCCCUCCGGUCCGAAAACUGGCUCAAGACACGGACCUUGAGAGCUUGAGAAGCGACGACACUGCAGCCAGCACACAGCUGCCCAAGCUCGAGAAAUCGUUGUCUUUAGAUACUGGGCCCUCGCUCAGGCAACGAGGUAAUGACAUCUUGCAUCAAGUAAGACCAAGCCUAUCGGGAGAGACCUUUGUGUCGGAAAGCAAUGAAGCGCCUGCGAGAACAUCUGCCUCUUUGCCUCGAAGAACUAGCACGGCCUCUGCGGCAGAAAUGGAGAAAAUAAGCACGCUGCAAGAACAGAAGGGGGAACUGCGCAAGCGACUCUCCUACACAACUCACAAACUGGAAAUGCUUGAAACAGAAUUUGAUUCUACGCGCCAGUAUCUUGAAGUAGAACUGAGACGUGCUCAGGAAGAACUUGAAAAAGUGACGGAAAAGCUGCGACGGAUACAAAACAAUUACCUAGCCUUACAAAGAAUUAAUCAAGAUCUCGAAGACAAACUGUACAGGAUGGGUCAACAUUAUGAAGAGGAAAAAAGAGCUUUAAGCCACGAAAUCAUGGCCCUCAAUAACCACUUAAUAGAAGCAAAGGUGACAAUUGAUAAAUUGUCCGAAGAUAAUGAGCUCUAUAGGAAGGAUUGCAAUUUAGCCGCUCAGCUGCUCCAAUGUAGCAAGAAUUACGACAGGGCGCAUAAGCUUUCUGAGCUACCGGCUGAAUUUCAGGAACGUGUGAGCAUCCACCUGGAGAAGCACGGGUGCAGCCUUUCAGUACCUCUAUGUCACACAUCAUUUGCAGACAACAUCCCAACUUGCGUCAUCGCUAAAGUGCUAGAAAAGCCAGACCCAAACAGCCUAUCGUCACGCUUGUCGAGCCCAUCUGCUAGAGACAUGGCCUUCCAAGACUCAGUGGGAAAGCUUGGCCCAAGGCCACAGUAUAAGUCUGACAUCUACUGCAGUGAUACAGCCCUUUACUGCCCUGAUGAGAGGAGAAGGGAAAGGAGACAGAGUGUCGAUAUGCAGGUUAAAGAUGUCGGCUUUUUGAGGUCCCAGAAUUCCACAGACAGCACUGUGGAAGAAGACGGCUUCCAUUCCAGCUUCUCUCACGAAGCUUUCCCAGAAUACGUUACCUCUUUACCUACAUCUAGCUCCUACUCCAGCUUCAGCGUAACAUCGGAGGAGAAGGAGAAUGCCCAGGCCAGCACGCUGACUGCCUCCCAACAGGCAAUUUAUAUGAGCAGCCGUGAAGAGAUGUUCGAAAGAAAGCCAUCUUCAGGUUACGACCACCAGGGGAGUCCACGGUUUGCCAAGUCGAAAUCCAUUCAGCACAUGGAGCUGGCAGAUGACAAUGAGGACUCCCCAACCUUCACCAGGACUAUGUCGCCUUACUCAAGUGAGCCUUAUCAUUUCUCGGCCAUAACAACUCAGCAAGCUUUAUCAUCUCAGAAAAUGCGUAGCGAGUGCAGGAACACCCACCUGUCCGAAGAGGACUUGCCGGGACGGUGGAGGCAGCUGAGCGUUGAGGAUAUUGGGGCGUAUUCAUACAGAAACAGUGGCAGGCUUUCGCCCUGCAGUUUUUCUGAGCAGUAUUAUAGGAGCCCCAUAAAGAAAGCAGACAGCCGGUCAAGUCCCAUUUAUGCUAGUUACAAAGCGGAUAGCUUCUUGGAAGGAGACGAUCUUUGUCAAAGCAGACUUGUGGAUUCUUGCUUCCUGAGAACAGACAGUGGUUUGAAUAUUGACAUCAGUGGUAGUUGUAAACAGGACAAGAUGGCUUCUUCAUACAAAACAAAAGAAUUGAGAGACAAAAAGAAUGAGAGAAUCACAGUCCAGGUGUGCAGUAGCAAAAGUACUGAAGGCAGCCCGGUCUUGAAAAGAGAAUACGUUGAUGUUAGUCCGAACAGUUCAGCCGAAUCCCUCAACCAGAGUUCUAUGGAGGCGUCAGAGAUCCAUCAGUCUUCCAUUGAUCAAGGAAGCCAUUCAAGCCUUCAUAGCAAACAGCAGCAAUUCCAACGAACUGGAAGUACCGGCUUGAGUCGGAAGGAUAGUCUCACAAAAGCACAACUGUAUGGGACUCUCCUAAACUAAACAUCUUCCAAAGCUGCAAUAAGGAGACAGACCACAAUGAUGAUGACAGAGGUGACCACUGAUACUCCUAGUGUACGGUAGGCUGAGAAAAGCAGAAUUAUUAUACAAUAUAUAUUCAUAUUCACAAUGGUACUGUUUUAAAAGGGAGGGGAAAAUCCCCCAAUUAUGAUGAAAAAAAACAUUACUCAGCACUUUUCACACACUGACUUUUCCAUCUUGGAUACCAACCCUGAGCCCCACUUUUAUACCCUGAUAUAUUUUUAUAAACAAAAUGGUAUUUAUUAGACUGUCCUUAGUACUCUCAAGCGCUUUGAGUGACAUUUUUUGUCCCCUUCAAGUAGGUUUCUUAUUUAUUUUUUGUGCAUGAGGCCACCUGUGCCUAAUCUCUUGGAGGAAAAGGGUAAGAGAGAGAGAGAGAGAAACCCCUUAUCUCAAAAGACAAAUCAAACCCCCUAUAAGAUUCUUUUUUUAAAAGUGGAUGGUGUGCAGUGCAAGAUAUACAAGAAUGGUAAUGUUAUUUUAAAAGAAAUAAAUCUAUUUUUAAAUGAAAUGGAACUGAAAUGACCUGCUAAGUUAUUUAAUACAGAUGUAUUUAGGAGUGGGGGGGGGAUUAAAAAGUAUGCACAUACGGAUAUUUUGGUUUGUCUGUCCCGCUGUGUUUUUACUCUGCCCCUGUACACUACCUCAACAUUAAUUGAGGGUUUGUCACCUAUUUUUCUGUAGGCUUGCAUUUAUAUUGUCUCAGAUGCAUGGAGUGUCAUAAUUAGUACUGUAUUUUGCAUUACUUAAUAAAAGACACCAAUGAAAA